Hylaeus volcanicus is the source of this 3022-nucleotide messenger RNA. RefSeq names its product glycogen phosphorylase 1-like. The record is from RefSeq and is a predicted model, not a curated record. Gene Ontology annotation, cellular component: cytoplasm. Bases 99 to 2792 code for a protein of 897 amino acids. Gene Ontology annotation, biological process: glycogen catabolic process. The transcript is spliced from 9 exons. Gene Ontology annotation, molecular function: glycogen phosphorylase activity; pyridoxal phosphate binding. NCBI's taxonomy places the organism in Eukaryota, Metazoa, Arthropoda, Insecta, Hymenoptera, Colletidae.
CUAAUAAACAUCAGUUGAACAUACACAUAGAGUAGUUAACAAUAAAAAAAAUUUAUAACAAAGUCAAUUGAAAUUGAUAUAAAAGUAUAUAGAGCAAUAUGAAAACUUCAGUAUUUCAACUGGCACAAAAAAUGAAUUUAAAAACCGAUCUUUGCCGGAAGAACUCUGUAAUAGAGGAGAUUCCUAAAGAACUAAUGAUUAAACUUAGCCAUUCCCAAAAAAAAACUACUAAAACAAAAAAUGACAAAAUUGAAAAAUUAUGGAAAAUGCUUAGCGCAUAUAUUCCCGUUACAACAGAUGCUAUUCAGGCGAGUAUCAUUAGCCAUGUGGAAUAUACACUGGCUAAAACUCGGUACAAUUUUAGCAACGAAGAUUGUUACAGAGCUACAGCGUACACGCUUCGGGACCGACUUAUUGAAAGUCUAAACGACACACUCGAGUACUUCUACAAUGAAGAUGUCAAGGUUUGUUACUACAUGUCUUUGGAGUAUUUACUAGGAAGAGCGAUGCAAACGGUUUUAAUUAACUUGAAUAUUGAGAAAGAAUAUCAACAAGCACUUGAAGAAUUAGGAUAUGAUCUCCAAGAGCUUUAUAAACAUGAGCACGAACCUGCAUUAGGAAACGGGGGUUUAGGAAGGCUGGCUGCUUGCUACAUGGACUCUAUGGCGACUUUAGAUUAUCCUUGCUGGGGUUACGGGUUACGGUAUACUUAUGGGAUCUUUGAGCAAAAAAUUGUCAAUGGUUAUCAAGUUGAGUAUCCAGAUUAUUGGCUCGUGAGUGAGAACCCUUGGGAAAUUUGUCGAUAUAAUACUGCGUAUUGUGUUCGAUUUUUUGGAGAAGUGUUAAGUUCCUUAGAUCCAAAAUCUGGCGAAAGAGUUCACUCAUGGGUAGGAGGGACUGCAGUUGAAGCACUAGCGUAUGAUACACCUAUACCGGGGUAUCGAACAAGAAACUGUAUCAAUUUACGCCUAUGGAAAGCAACCCCGUGCCAUGAAUUUGAUUUUGAAUCUUUUAAUUCUGGAAAUUAUAUGGAAUCAGUUAGAGAGCGACAAGCCGCAGAAGCUAUUUCUGCAGUUUUGUAUCCAAAUGAUAACACAGAUGAAGGAAAAGUACUACGAUUACAACAACAAUAUUUCUUUGUGUGUGCGACACUUCAAGAUAUUUUAAGAAGGUUCAAAAAACAAAAAAUUGAACGCGAUUGGAAUGAAUUGCCUGAAAAAAUAGUUAUUCAAUUGAACGACACACAUCCAUCUCUUGGAAUUCUUGAACUGAUGCGAAUUCUUGUGGAUGUUCAAAAUCUUAAAUGGAGUGAAGCUUGGAGUAUUACGAAAAAAGUGUUUUGUUAUACAAAUCAUACAGUACUUCCAGAGGCUUGUGAGCGCUGGUCUCAAACUAUUUUUGAACGAUUGUUACCCAGACAUCUUAUCAUUUUGAAUGACAUUAAUUUUCAAUUUCUCAUUGAAGUUCGAUCUGUUCUUGGAGAAGACACGCCAUGUUUAUCGAGAAUGUCAAUAUACGAAGAAGGUUAUCCUAAAAUUCUUCGUAUGUGUAAUUUAGCAGUAAUUGGAUCUCGUAAAGUCAAUGGUGUAGCUCAGCUCCACACAGAGUUACUUAAAAAAAGUCUAUUUAAAGAUUUUAACGAUUAUUACAUAAAGUCUGGGAAAAGUGACAAGUUUCUAAAUGUAACGAACGGUGUCACACUUCGCCGAUGGGUUCACAUGUGUAAUCCCGAUCUUUCUAAUCUUAUAACUGAAUAUUUAAAAACGGAGGCAUGGCUUUUAGAUGGUAGCUUAUUGAUUGGACUAAAAGAAUUUAUCGACAAUGAAACAUUCAUGAGUCAGUGGCAAAAAGCCAAGUUAGAAAGAAAGAAAGCAUUGGCUGCACUCGUGAAACAAGAAUGUAAUAUUGACGUGGACCCUGAAACAAUGUUGUUUGAUGUUCAUGUAAAACGGAUUCAUGAAUAUAAAAGACAACUGUUGAAUAUCCUAUAUUUACUUCAUCGUUAUCUUACCUUGAAAUCUUUACCACCCGGGGAACGUUCAGAACGCUUUGUACCCCGUUGUUGUAUUUUCGGUGGCAAGGCUGCUUCUGGAUAUGUGACAGCAAAAACGAUAAUAAAAUUUAUUCAUUGUGUGGCUGAUAUUGUCAAUAAUGAUGAAGAGGUUUCUAAUUUAUUAAAGGUUGCAUUUAUUCCGAAUUAUAAUGUCUCAUCGGCAAUGAUAAUUAUUCCAGGAGCUGACAUUGGACAUCAUAUUUCAACAGCCGGAACAGAAGCCUCAGGAACAUCGUGCAUGAAGCUAGUCUUGAAUGGAGGAAGAAUUCUUGGAACACUUGAUGGUGCCAAUAUAGAAAUUCAGGAAGAGUGCGGAAAAGAAACUCUUUUUAGUUUUGGGUUGACGUUUGAGUCUGUUCACGUAGAACGUUUAAAAGCUCAAAAAGGAGAAUACUCUAUAAGCCAAGAAUUAAGACAAGUGCUUGAGUUUAUUCAUCGGCGAGCAAGCGUUUACACGACUGACGAUGCGUUCCAUAAAUUUAUUCAUUUAUUCAACAACCUUUCUUGUAAUGGUGGAGGACAAAUCGGUGACUUCUAUCUCGUUUAUCGAGAUUUUAAUGACUUUUGCCGUGUACAAGAUGAAGUUGAUACCGAGUAUCGCAACAAGGUCUUGUGGAACCGUCUUUGUAUCAAGGCUUGCUCUCACAUGGGCAAAUUUUCUUCGGAUCGAUGCAUUCAAGAAUACGCAAAAAACGUUUGGGACUUAAAGCCAUGCCGCUUACCCUCUAGAACAGACUAGCUAAUUGCCGUAGAGCAAAAAAAGUUUUGUAACCGAUUUCGAAAAGAAUGUUACAUGGUGCAAAUUGAUGUAUUUUGAAAAAGUAGAUGAUUUGAGUUUGAAUUUCUAAAAGUAACUAGGUUGUCACAAUAGUAUGAAUUUGCGAAUGUUGCAUGAUAUUUCUUAUACAAAAAACAGUAAAAUUGCAACAGUACUCAAAAACAAAUAAACCUUGAAUUUUUCUUAAAAGU